AAUUAUGGGAGAGAUGUGGUCUAAGUUGGCGACUUUGCACUUUAUUAAUUAGUGCUAUUUUCUAUAUUAUAUAUACCAGUAUACGUACCAUAUGUUUUGGUUCCACACAUGGUUAUGUAACUAAUUUAUUAGUUGUCAAAGUCUAAAAUUCAACUCAUCAUCAACUUUUCUUACUAUACCGUGUAUUUUAUUCAAACUAUAUUAUCUCUUAAUAAAUAAGAGAUGUUUUAUAAGGUAUGAAUUUUCCUCUUCCCAAUAUUAUUAUAACAAAAAAAAAAAAAUGCAAAUUUUAAAGCUUAGUAGUACUUCUUCAAAACCUUAUUCUCGUUUGACAAGCUUUAUCAUACUAUCAUCUUCAACAUGCAUACUCUACUUCCUCGUCUGUUUAAUUCUCGUACACACCAAGUUUAUGAACACAUAUUUUUCAGUCCAAGACUUGUUUUCACAGCGGAGGAGUACCACCACCACCACCACCACCUCUCUGGAACACAUCGUGUUCGGAAUCGCUUCGAACAAGAACACAUGGGAAAAGAGGAAAGACUACGUUAAACUAUGGUGGAAGCCAGAAAUAAUGAGAGGCUGCGUAUUUCUAGAUGAAGAACUCCCCUUCCAGCCCGAACGACAACAAUAUUCAAUAAACGACAACAACAAUGAUAGUACUUCUCUCCCACCUAUAUGCAUCUCCGAGGACACUUCACGGUUUCGGUACACCUACCGGGGCGGUUACCGGUCGGCUAUUCGAUUAGCACGUGUGGUUUCGGAGACUGUGGCCCUGAACCACUCGGACGUGAGGUGGUAUGUGUUUGGUGACGAUGACACUGUUUUCUUUCCUGAGAAUUUGGUGAAGAGUCUUUCGAAGUAUGAUGAUGGGCUUUGGUACUACGUAGGGACUAACUCUGAGAUUUAUGAGCAGAACAUCAUUUUUGGAUUUGAUAUGGCUUUUAGUGGGGCUGGUUUUGCUAUAAGCCAUUCUCUAGCUAAAGUUUUGGCCAAGGUUUUUGACUCUUGCAUUGAGAGAUACCCACAUCUUUAUGGUAGUGAUUCUAGAAUAUUUUCUUGCAUAGCUGAGCUCGGCGUUGGGCUGACUCGAGAGCCUGGCUUCCAUCAGAUGGACAUACGAGGAGAUAUAUUUGGUUUAUUGGCUACACAUCCAGUUAGUCCCUUGUUAUCAUUACACCAUUUGGAUAAAACAGAUCCCAUCUUCCCAAACAUGUCAACUCCUCAUGAAGCUCUAAAACACUUAUUCAAAGCCACAGAGGUUGAUUCCCAGAGGCUUUUACAGCAAACAAUCUGCUACGACAUAUGGUAUUCAUGGACAAUCGUAGUCUCUUGGGGUUACGCCGUUCAAAUCUACCCAACACAUAUGUUUCUGCCGGAGGCUCUUCAUGCUCCGGAGACUUUCCGCCCCUGGAAAAUCAACCGGAAUAAUAAUUCUCCUCUUUCGGGGCUUUAUACUUUCACCACGAAACAACUUAACCCGGACACGUGUCGAAGACCCACCAUCUUCUUUCUUGAUGACGUGUCAUCUUCAGGUAGGGACGAUGGUGAAGAAAUCAUGAGUAUGUACAGGCAAGCCUUUGUGAAUUGCUCAGUCUAUCCUGGUUCGCCCAGAAAAUUGAGGGAGGUCAGAGUCUUCUCCCAUAAGUUGGACCUUGAUAUCAACCAGUUGAAAGCUCCAAGAAGGCAUUGUUGUGACGUUUUACCCUCUAAAAUUGGUGACGCAUUGGACGUGGCCAUCAGAGAAUGCCAGCAAGAAGAGUUAAUAAACAUGCAUCCAUAAACCCUAUAUAUACUACUUAAUUAUAUAAAUUACUCUCUUCUAACCUUUUUCUCUUCCCUAUAGGGAUUUAGGGUUUCAAUUUUUUUUUAUAUAUUUAUUUUUUUUAAUUAGAGAAGUUUUAUUCAAAGAAUACAAUUUACAAACACCAAUCAAAGACUCAUAGAAUUUGUAGUGUACUAAAAUUCUCAAA
Cannabis sativa is the source of this 1970-nucleotide messenger RNA. RefSeq lists its product as uncharacterized. Gene Ontology annotation, molecular function: acetylglucosaminyltransferase activity. The coding region runs from base 281 to 1780 and encodes 499 amino acids. NCBI's taxonomy places the organism in Eukaryota, Viridiplantae, Streptophyta, Magnoliopsida, Rosales, Cannabaceae. The record is from RefSeq and is a predicted model, not a curated record. The transcript is spliced from 3 exons.